Podarcis lilfordi (Lilford's wall lizard) is the source of this 38476-nucleotide messenger RNA. The record is from the annotation of a GenBank genome assembly. Lineage: Eukaryota; Metazoa; Chordata; Lepidosauria; Squamata; Lacertidae.
AUGGUAGGGGAAUCAGGUCCAGCUCAAGACACUUUGACACCUGAGGCAGACCACAAAAUGGCCAAGGAAGAAGGGGAACAAGCUGCUAAUAAAAACACACAUCAGGAACAAGGGGGGUGGGGUGGAACUCAUAAGGCUUACUGGGAAAUGAUAUACAAUGAAAUGAAAAAGAUGUUCAAAUUCAUGUUUGUAAAAAAACAACAACCAGAAGUCUCUCUCUUGGGAAUUAUAGGGACAGAACUACCUAAACUGUAUAGAAACUUAUUCAUGUGUGUGACUACAACGGCAAAAAUGUUACUUGCCCAAAAAUGGAAAGAAGAAGUAGUUUCAGCAAAGGAAGACUAGAUACAAAAACUUAUGGAAUAUGCAGAAAUGGCGAAACUUACCGCAAGAAUAAGAAAUCGAGAUAACAAACUUUUAAUAAAAGAGUGGAAAUGGUUUGUUGAAUAUUUACAAAUAAAUUGUAAACAGAUAAAAACACUGGCAGGAUUAUUGUAAUAUAAGAGUAUAUAUUUAAAGAAGAUAAAUAAGUUAAGUGAAUUUGGAUUUGCAGAAUAUAUUAAAAAUAAAUUUAAGGAACCGCAGAAAGGGAGAAGGAAGUCGGGUUUGAAAAUGUCAAAAUGAUUGUAAAAUCAGUGAAAUGUAUAUAUCUGAAAAGUAUAAAUUUAAAAUUAAAAAAAAGGGUGGUGGAACUCAAACCACCCAUAUCUUGGCCUAUACAGUAGUUGAAGUGGGGAUCAAAGGCUAUUGUGGGGUGGGGGGUUAGUGAACUGCUCUGAAUCCCACUAGGUGAGCGCAGAGCCCAGGAUACCCCAGAGGGCAUCCCUGCCAGAGGUGGGAGGAAAACAACCCCAUAGGUUGCUGUGGAGGUGGCACUGUGGGCACAGAUCCAUUCUCCAAGGAGUGCACCACAGGCGUCGCUAAAACCUCAGUAAUGGCAGCAGCAGCAGGCGGCAAUUCCUUGGAGGCCAGAUCUGCAGCCCCUGUGCAUCUUGUCGGCUGAGGUGGUCGCCUCACGCCUCACGGGUGGGCCGGCGGAAGGGAAUUGUGUGCGCAUGGGCCUCGUAACAGCUCUCAGCAUGAUUAACAAACUACAGUUCCCAAGUUUUUUGUGUGAGGGGGGAGGCAGAAGGGGUACGAUGCUACCAUUAUGCCAGUGUAGCGUAAUGGUUAAGAGUGUUGGACUAGGCCUGGGAGACCAGGGUUCGAAUCCCUGCUAGGCCAUGAAGCAUCGCUGGGGGGACUUUGGGUCAGUCACCAUCUCUUAGCCUAAUUUUCCUCACAGGGUUGUUGUGAGGAGAACCGUGUACACAACCUUGAGAUCCUCGGAAGGCAAAGGUUGGUAUAUUAAAUCAUGAGCGUAGCCAGGAUUUUUGUUGAGGGGGGCAAGCCUUUCAUUAGGGAGUGGGGGCAGAACCUCAGAUUGCUAUGUCUUUUUAUUGAAUGUUAUUGAUUAAGUGGGGGGCAGCUGCCUUUCCCUGCCCCGCCCCCAGCUACACCUAUGUAAAAUAAAUAAUAAUAAUAAUAAUAAUAAUAAUAAUAAUAAUUUAUUAUUUAUACCCUGCCCAUCUGGCUGAGUUUCCCCAGCCACUCUGGGCGGCUCCCAAUCAGGUGUUAAAAACAAUACAGCAUUAAAUAUUAAAAACUUUCCUAAACAGGGCUGCCUUCAGAUGUCUUUUAAAGAUAGGAUAGCUGCUUAUUUCCUUCACAUCUGAAGGGAGGGCGUUCCACAGGGCGGGCGCCACUACUGAGAAGGCCCUCUGCCUGGUUCCCUGUAACCUCACUUUUUGCAGUGAGGGAACCGCCAGAAGGCCCCCGGUGUUGGACCUCAGCGUCCGUGCUGAAAGAUGGGGGUGAAGAUGCUCCUUCAGAUAUACUGGACUGAGGCCGUUUAGGGCUUCAAAGGUCAGCACCAACACUUUGAAUUGUGCUUGGAAACGUACUGGGAGCCAAUGUAGGUCUUUCAAGACUGGUGUUAUGCAGUCCUGGCGGCCGCUCCCAGUCACCAGUCUAGCUGCCGCGUUCUGGAUUAACUGCAGUUUCCAGGUCACCUUCAAAGGUAGCCCCACGUAGAGCGCAUUCCAGUAGUCCAAGCGGGAGAGAACUAGAGCAUGCACCUCUCUGGCAAGACAGUCCACAGGUAGGUAGGGUCUCAGCCUGCGUACCAGAUGGAGCUGAUAAACAGCUGCCCUGGACACAGAAUUAACCUGUGCCUCCAUGGACAGCUGUGAGUCCAAAAUGACUCCCAGGCUGCACACCUGGUCUUUCAGGGGCACAGUUACCCCAUUCAGGACCAGGGAGUCCCCCACACCCACCCGCCCCCUGUCCCCCCAAAACAGUACUCCUGUCUUGCCAGGAUUCAACCUCAAUCUGUUAGCCACCAUCCAUCCUCCAACCUCCUCCAUGUAUUAAAUGAAUGAAUGAAUGUAGACGGGGCCUAAAUUUCAACUGCAAGGCCAGUCAACGGUUGCAUAAGGAGGACUGGCACUCCCUUGCCCUUCCCUCGAAUUACUGGAUUAUUUUAAUUAUUUGGAGGGGAAGGAGAACGAGACGUGCAGUCCUUGGGAUUACUGGGAAUAAGCGCCCCCGUGCAAAAAAACAAAAACCUCUUUGUAAGACAGUGUACGCGGGACGGGGCCGAGCAUUUAAUAGGUCGGCUGGGGUGGAGGAGAGUUUCACAGCCCGGGUCGGCGGGAUCACCAGGGGGCCAAAUUCCCACCCCCCGGGCCUUGCUUUAACCAGAAACCCCGGCCGGCUAGUCCUUGGGAGAAGAAAUGAUGGGGGGACGGGGGGACGGACGCGCAUUGCACCUGCAGGAUCUCUCCGCGCUGCCUUUAAGGGCGCAUCCCGAAAAAUAAAAACAGGUGGAGAGCCUCGCCCGGGGAGGCGGGUGGAUUUUGAGAGGGGUGGGGGAGGCAAUCCCGGACGCCUGGGUCCCCCAGGCAGGACCCGGGGGCUUGAUCUGCGCGCCCCGCCCUUUCCCUCCCACUCUCCCAUCCUCCUCCGUUCACGUGCGCUGUAAUUAUAGCCCGUGACUCCAGCGGCGGCGGCACCGGUUGGCAUCGUACCUACUUCUUGCCCUCUAUUAAUAGGGGCGGGAGAUCCGGUGUCCCGGCAGAGGGGCGGCGCCCGCGGAGGCAACAACACCAACACCCCCCCCCCCGCAUUGCCGAGGCGUGGGGGGAUAGAUUCUAAAGGAGGCGCUGCGUGGUGGGCUCCCCUAUCAUUCCCGGGGCUUCGCGACAGGUGAAUUGCUUCUGAGUCAAUUCCUGCGGCUGAAACCUGCCCGGUAAGCCUGACGUCUUUUUUAGGGGAUCUUGGAGGGAGGCGAGGGGUUUGGGGCUGGGGAGAUCUGAGAAAAGGGCGGAGUGCCUUCCUUCCCAGGGGAUCGUGUUUGUGUUUGUUUUGAUCUGUCCUUCCCGUGAGCACUCAGGGCUGAUUUCCUUAAGAAUGGAUAGGUUUGAUCUUCUUGCAGUCCAUGGGACUCUCAAGAGCCUCAUCCAUCACCAAAAGCAUCAAUUCUUCGGCGAUCAGACUUCUUUAUGGUCCAGCUCUCACUUCCAUAUGUCACUACUGGGAAAAUAGUGUGGCGCAAAAAUGUAUAGGACAAGUUCAGAUAUCUGCUGGAAAUGUAAAGAAAAAGAAGUUGACUUGUCGGUACCUUGUUGUUGUUGUUAUUGUUCAGUCAUUUAGUUGUGUCCGACUCUUUGUGACCCCAUGGACCAGAGCACGCCAGGCACUCCUGUCUUUCCAAUGGUCAAACUCAUACUGGUAGCUUCAAGAACACUGUCCAACCAUCUCGUCCUCUGUGGUCCCCUUCUCCUUGUGCCCUCCAUCUUCCCCAACAUCAGGGUCUUUUCCAAGGAGUCUUCUCUUCUCAUGAGGUGGCCAAAGUCUUGGAGCCUCAGCUUCACGAUUUGUCCUUCCAGUGAGCACUCAGGGCUGAUUUCCUUCAGAAUGGAGACGUUUGAUCUUCUUGCAGUCCAUGGGACUCUCAAGAGUCUCCUCCAGAACCAUAAUUCAAAAGCAUCAAUUCUUCAGCGAUCAAUAAGCUGCCGUAGUCUUCAGCUUUUUUUUUUUAAGAUUUGGGCUCUGGUUUUGGUCCUCACUUGCCAUAGGAAACCCAUCAAUACUUUCCCGACCCUCCAAGUGUCCCUCCUUUCCAGGGACAGCCCCAGAUUCGCAGAAACUGUUUCUGAUUUGAUCCGCUUUUCAUUAGGACGACGUUAUUUCCAUCGGAGAAAUGUGGGAGGGUAUUAUGGAGGUAUGCGACACCCCCAAGCCAAGGAGAUAAGCAAAUAUACAAUCCUUAGAAGACAUCUGAAGGCAGCCCUGUAUUGGAAAGUUUUUUUGUUUUUUGUAAAGUUUAAUGUUUUAUUAUGUUUUUUAUAUACAUUGGAAGCUGCUCAGAGUGACAACCCAGUCAGAUGGACAGGGACUAAUAAUAAUAAUAAUAAUGGAACAGGACAUCCCAAGUUCCAUCAGAUAAAUGUUGGAGGGCGUGGGUUUUUAAAAUUUUAUUUUUGCUAUAUGUAAUUGUCUCUUAGGGACGCGGGUGGCACUGUGGGUUAAACCACAGAGCCUAGGGCUUGCCAAUCAGAAGGUCGCGGUUCAAAUCCCCGCGACGGGGUGAGCUCCCGUUGCUCGGUCCCUGCUCCUGCCAACCUAGCAGUUCAAAAGCACGUCAAAGUGCAAGUAGAUAAAUAGGUACCACUCCGGCGGGAAGGUAAACGGCUUUUCCGUGCGCUGCUCUGGUUCACCAGAAGCGGCUUAGUCAUGCUGGCCACAUGAUCUGGAAGCUGUACGCUGGCUCCCUCGGCCAAUAAAGCGAGAUGAGCACCGCAACCCCAGAGUCGGUCAUGGCUGGACCUAAUGGUCAGGGGUCCCUUUACCUUUACCUUAAUCGUCUCCUGUUGUAUCAUUGCUAAAAAUGUAAAGGAAAACUGGUAGUGGCGCAGGAGGCUCAAGUUGCAGGCCAACCGGGUGCCUGAACAGCUCCUAUUGCAGGGGCAAAACUAGGCUUUACUUCACCUGGUUUGGCACCCCACCCCAUGUGAAUUUGCGUCCGUACACACACACACACACACAGGCUUCACAGGCGCAAAAAAUCUGACUAGCCUCCUCUAGUUACAGUGCUGUCUGUUGACUUGUGUGUUCAUUCCCAUUUUGCUUGUCCAUGUGUAACCAUAUAACAGUGAAGUGUGUGUUACUAUUCCUGUGUUGUGUGUUGAAAGCUGGAAAGGGGGUGGGUGCGGCUUGUGUAGCACACGGCGUUCUGCCGACUGUUCUUCUACUACUUAACAGCCUACAAAUCUCAGGUGGGUAACUUAUUCUCAUGACCGCAGGUCAAAACAAACAUUGUCGAACGCAGUUAUUCGGCGUUGCCCGUGCUUGGCAAAUGACCCAGUGGCGAAUAUAGGGGUCAGUGAAACAAAAGCACUUAAAGAGAGUGUGCCGUUAUUAAGAACGUUAUCCUUAUGGCAAUGGCGUAAAUUGGUUUCUACAAGAUAAGGUUGAUGUGGUUUUGCCGUGGCAAAUGCAAACAGAUAUUUCCAGAGGUAUAGCCAGACAGCAAAAAGCAAAACAAGGAGACUUGUGGCUCUUUUUAGCGAAUUGUAUCAUAGCGUAAGCUGUGUUGGACCAUUGCCUGUUAAUAAAAAAUAGUCGGUCUGAAAAACAAACAAACUGGCCCUCUUGUUCCAGAUUCGCAGUUGGUAUAGGGCAGUCUUUGCUAACAUGGUCCCCUUCAGAAGUUUCGGACUGCAACUUGUAUCCUCCCAGGCCCAGCGUGGAGCACUUUCCCUAAGAUCAGGGAUGGGGGUCCUCCAGAUACCGUAUUUUUCGCUCUAUAACACGCACCCGACCAUAACACGCAGGUAGUUUUUAGAGGAGGAAAAUCAGUAGGCAUGCCACCCGUAGGCAUUCCCUCCAUAACCCGCACAGACAUUUCCCCUUACUUUCUAGGAGGAAAAAAGUGAGUGUUAUGGUGCAGAAAAUACAGUAAUUGCUAGAUUAACUGAGCCUCCGGAUAAUUGUUAGACUCCGAUCAGCCUCAAUGGGCAGGAGCUGGUGGGAAGUGGAGUCUAGUAAUGCAGGCAGGGUUGCAUGUUGCUUAUGCCAGCCCCGCUUAAGAGGAAAGACUGAUGAUUUAAUGGUGUGGAGAAUGUAGAUAGGACAAGUUUUUUGGGAGGUCCUUUCUCAUAGUUCUGGGACUUGGGGAUGCCUAACAAAACUGAGCGGCAGUAGAGUCAGGACGGAUCAAAGAAGAGACAGACAGACAAAGUUCUUCAUAACAGCAUGUAAGUUACGGGACUCUCUGCUACAAUAUACAGUGGUACCUCGGGUUACAGAUGCUUCAGGUUACAGACUCCGCUAACCCAGAAAUAGUACCUCGGGUUAAGAACUUUGCUUCAGGAUGAGAGCAGAAAUCGUGCUCUGGCGGCGCGGCGGCAGCAGGAGACCCCAUUAGCUAAAGUGGUGCUUCAGGUUAAGAACAGUUUCAGGUUAAGAACAGACCUCCAGUACGAAGUAAGGUACACUGUAUGGUGGUGCCCCAGUUCCCUCUGGCUUAGAGGGCUUUAAAAGGUCGAGAGGCACAAUCUGAUGUAUCACAAUCUUUUGACCAAAUAGAACUGUUAGGAAGGGCUGUAGCUCACUGGUAGAGGCCCAGCUUUGAACACAAAAUGUCUCUAGUUCAAUCCAUGGUGUCUUGUAUCUUUUUAAUAAUUUAAUAAUUUUAAUAAUUUUUUAUUUUUUAAUUUUUUAAUGAUUUUUAUUUGGUUUUACAAAUAUAAAAUUAUAACAAUCCAAAUUACAUAUCCAUAUUUAGAGAUUUCUCCAAAUCUCUGAACUUCCCACCUUCCCUUCCAUGGGUCCUAUUGUGCACCCUCUCAACUGCAUAUUAUAUCAUAAUGCAUAUUUUGUAUCUCUCCAUAUUGCCCAUAAAUUUCGCUAUGUUACAAGGGUUAUUAAAAUCCUGCCAAUGUUUUCAUCUGAUUACAGUGAUCUCCUAGAUAAAUUUUUUUCAAAGGGCUCUAGGCACAUUCCAUUUUGCAUUUGAAAUUCUAUUCAUUCAUUCAACGGUGCUUUGAAUUUAAAGGCAGUUUUCUCCUACCCUAAUGCUUGGGAAUAAACAUCGUUCUACCUCGUAGAAAAUGACAAGAACAUUUUUAAAGUAACAUUUUCCCCAUUCUUUGUUGAAGUUUUGGUCUGCUUGGUUCCUGAGCUUUCCAGUCAGUUUUCCAUUUUGGCAUAGUCCACUAGCUUGGUUUUCCAUUCCUCUCUGGUAGGGACUCUGUCUUCUUUCCAUCUCUUUCCAUGGGGCUGUUGCCGCAUACAUGCAAAGUACAGUGGUACCUCAGGUUAAGAACUUAAUUCGUUCUGGAGGUCUGUUCUUAACCUGAAACUGUUCUUAACCUGAGGUACCACUUUAGCUGAUGGGGCCUCCCGCUGCUGCCACACGAUUUCUGUUCUCAUCCUGAAGCAAAGUUCUUAACCCGAGGUACUAUUUCUGGGUUAGCGGAGUCUGUAACCUGAAGUGUCUGUAACCCGAGAUACCACUGUAUUUUCUGUUCCUUUAGAAUGUCGGUACCUAGAAUUCCUAUUAAAAAAAGCUGCUGCUUCUUUUUUUACAAAAGUUAUUUUAAACAUUUUUAAAAAUUCAUUAUAUAUCAUUUCCCAGAAUGCCUUACACAUCCACCACAUAUGAGAGAAGGUGCCUUCCUUCAUGGUGUCUUGUAUGCAGGUGGGGCUGGUAAUGUCCGCUGCUUGAAAUCCAGGACAGCUGUUGCCCAUCAGUGUUGAAGAAGAGGAGGAGUUUGGAUUUGAUAUCCUGCUUUAUCACUACCCUAAGGAGUCUCAAAGCGGCUCACAUUCUCCUUUCCCUUCCUCCCCCACAACAAACACUCUGUGAGGUGAGUGGGGCUGAGAGACUUCAGAGAAGUGUGACUGGCCCAAGGUCACCCAGCAGCUGCAUGUGGAGGAGCGGGAAGCGAACCCGGUUCACCAGAUUACGAGCCCACCGCUCUUAACCACUACACCACACUGGCUCUGUUUACAUUGGUUUAGCUGCAUGGCCAGGUGGUCCACCUGCAUAAGGUAGCUUCCUCUGUUCCGUGGAUGAAGGAGAUCUCUCUCUACAUUCAGGACAAAUAAGCUCUCUCUGGCUGCUGUUGGAAACAGAACCAGGCUAGAUGGACUUUGGGGUAAUCCAGCAAUACAGCUGUUCUGGUCUCCCUGAAUUCAGGACUGUAUUUAAGUUUACACGGCUGGCCUUGCCCAGUCACAACCAGACAAGAUAUAGCUCAAAAGGUGCCAGCUAGGUGAAGGAAUGCCCAGGCUGAUUUGGCUGGCUUCCAGCUCGCUGAGAGUUCGGGUGUGUGCUGUCAGUUCUUCAGUGCCAUCAGAUCUUUCUGUGGCACACCCCCAGUCCGUACGGGGGGUGGGGGCUGGGAUCAUCCAUGCUUGGGAACAUUGUGAACUUGGAUUCAUGUGCUCUCAGCAGCAUGCGCCACCCCCGCUGUUUCUCUGUGCUGUUUUUGUCAGUUUGGGGCGUGUGUGUUAUCCAGGAGUGUAGCCAGAGCUGUUAUCUUCUCAGCCCAAGCUGCUUUCCUUGCCAGCUGAGUUCUAAGAAAUGGCACUGAUCUCAACGGUCAACAUGCAGAGUUCGUGUCGGGGGGGGGGGGGGGACGACACACAAGAGACCACCAAAAAGAGACGGAUACCACGGGUUCCACUGCGUGUUUGUUUGUGUGUAUUUCAUGCAGCUUUGGGCUGAAGCCCUUGCUAGGUAAGGAGGAGUUCCGUUCAGGUUUAUCUAGCAUGAAAAUAUCAGUGGUCUGUAGGAAGAGAAUGGCGGUCAUCCUUCAUCUCAUAGCAGGCCAGUGAAUUGUCCAGAGAACGUUUUGUUAAUGGUUGGCAAGGAACUGGAAGAAUGACACGCUUCCAGAGAUUACUGACUGGCAGAUACUCAUGUUAGAAUAUCUACGAUUAGCAAAACUGACGGGAUCAGUUAGAGCAGGGGUCAGCAACCCGCGGCUCCGGAGCCGCAUGUGGCUCUUUUACACCUUUGCCGCGGCUCCGGGGCGGAUACUAGCGAGGGGAGGAGGCGCAUUGUGUGCCCCGACACUCCCCACUGUUUUAAAUGUCACAAUGGUUUUGCGGCUCCCAGUGUUUUUUUCUUCGGUCCAAGUGGCUCUUUUUGUCUUAAAGGUUGCAGACCCCUGAGUUAGAGGAAUAUCGAAACAAAAAACAACUAGAGAAUGGAUAAUAUUCAAGAACUAUGUAAAACUUUAUUGUACAAAUAAUUCCAUAUUAGCAGAAAUUGAGUGAUAUUUGUAAAGAAAACGAUUAGAGGAAUAUAUACAAAGUAGAAAGAAAUGAUAUUACACAAUACAAAUCUGUGUUGAAAAAGAAUGUUUAUAUUACAGUGUAAUGAGAAGGAUGGGAAGGAUUGUGUCGAUGAACACUUUUAUUGUGUAAAUAAUAUUGUCUUGUUUUUUCUUUUCCUCUUUUGAUUUUUUUUUUACUUCGUGUAUUUGUUAUUUCUUUAUUUUUUCUUUCCCUCUUUUUUGUUCCUUUAAAAAUUUUCUAUUCUCUACAUAAUUUUCUUUUUUUUCAUAGGUAAAGAAAUAGCAUAUAAAGUUUGUAUAGAUAUGCAAAUUUUUAAUCAAUAAAGAAUAAUAAUAAAAAAUGGUUGGUAUAAUAUCUUGUAAGUAAGUAAAUCACGUGGAUGCUGUGAUGAAUCAAUGUAUGGAAGUGUUUAGUCUCUGCAUGUACAGUUUCUCUUCGGCAUGUGUGACUCCACUUGCUUGGGUCGUUUAGGGCUGGGAUCGCCAACGUGGUGCCCUUUGGGUGCUGCUGUAUUUUGCUGCAAGCUCCUCAGAGUGGCUAGGUACAGGAAAUAAGUUGUUGUUGUUGUUGUUGUUGUUGUUACAUUCCUCCAGCUCCCAUCAGUCCUGCAGGGUGGACCUUGGUAAUACGGCGCAAGGUCAAAAUCUGAUCCUCUCGCAUCUCAAAGCUGGCGAAAGCUGGGCAAUUGCUUAGGAGAUGCCAGAAUUUGAACCCAGGAUAUUCUGCCUGGAAAGUAGAUGCUCCACUACUGAGUGAUGGCUCCUCUCAUUGUGCAGAGGCCUAGCCUUACCCCCUCAUGAGCACACCUAUAUAAUGCAUGCAUUUGCAGGGACAUUGUUAUUUGCAAGGGGGACAGCCACAUUCACACUUGAAAAGCUAAGUGAAGUGGGCUGAUGUGCCUUCCAGGUAAGAUCCUGUGAUUGUUUAGCUGCACAAAGGUGACAAUUCCGGUAAGAAGUCUCAAAUCUACCCUAGCAGAAGCCACUCCUGCCAAGCAGCGGAGGAGAAACCACCAGCCACUUUGCAGAACAGAGAAUGCUGCGGAGUCAAAAACAGUUGACUUUGGGCCUGAGCCAGCAAAGCACUCCUUACGGUUCUUGAGCAAGAAUUGCCUACUCAGGAUCACCACAUACAGGUUAGUUACAGCUCAGGACGAGAAGAUCCUGAGUAGGCAUUAUUGCACCGUAAAUUUAAAGUGCAUCAUGGGAUUCUGGUGGAAAAAUAAAGUAGACCCAAACGAGACUAAAGUCAGUCUGCUCCUGCUGUAAAAGAUGAGCUUCUUAUUUACUCAGGGAAGCAAUUCCUUUUGUGAUGUGUUGUUGUUGUUUAGUCGUUUAGUCAUGUCCGACUCUUCGUGACCCCAUGGACCAGAGCACGCCAGGCACUCCUGUCUACCACUGCCUCCCGCAGUUUGGUCAAACUCAUGCUGAUAGCUUUGAGAACACUGUCCAGCCAUCUCGUCCUCUGUCGUCCCCUUCUCCUUGUGCCCUCCAUUUUCCCCAACAUCAGGAUCUUUUCCAGGGAGUCUUCUCUUCUCAUGAGGUGGCCAAAGUAUUGGAGCCUCAACUUCAUGAUCUGUCCUUCCAGUGAGCACUCAGGGCUGAUUUCCUUAAGAAUGGAUAGGUUUGAUCUUCUUGCAGUCCAUAGGACUCUCAAGAGUCUCCUCUAGCACCAGAAUUCAAAAGCAUCAAUUCUUCGGCGAUCAGCCUUCUUUAUGGUCCAGCUCUCACUUCCAUACAUCACUACUGGGAAAACCAUGGCUUUAACUAUACGGACUUUUGUUGGCAAGGUGAUGUCUCUGCUUUUUAAGAUGCUGUCUAGGUCUGCCAUCGCCUUUCUCCCAAGGAGAAAUGUGAUGUAGUGGGUUUGAAAAGUGCUUUCUGAAUUGUUUGGAAUUUUGUUUCUGAAUUCUUUUUAGGUUUACUAUUUCCUUGGAUUCUUGUUCUUCCUGAUAAAUGCAUCCAAUAUGGACCAUCCCCUGGCCUGGUUCUGGCGCUUCCUGUGGCUGCUGCCGCUGCUGCAUUUGCCUCCGCGAGGAGCCCACGCCUUCUUCCCCAACUUCUGGUCUCGCACCAUGGCUUUCACCUGGGACUCCGUCACCCACCAGGACAUGACCGAGGAGGCCAUCCUCAACGUCACCUUGCGCAUCUUUGUGGAGAUGCAGCAUCCCAACAAGGGGAAACGUAUCCGGGAGGAGGACUUCAAGGUGAGAGGAACGGCGGGUCUGGACACCAGCAGGGCUGCUCUAGUCACAAACAGAGGUCUUUCCAUAUGAACCUUCCCGGACCCUGAGAUCAUCUUCUGAGGCCCACCUUCAUGUGCCUCCUCCUCGAGAGGUCCGGAGGUUGGCAACACGAGAGCAGGGCCUUCUCUGCAGUGGCUCCCUGUCUGUGGAAUGCUCUCCCCAGGGAAGUUUGCCUGGCGCCUUCAUUACACACCCUUAGGUGCCAGGCAAAAACUGUUCCUUUUAAACCAGGCCUUUGGUUGAUCUGAUUUACAUCCUAUGCCCUUUUAAAAUGUGUUUUUUUGUGGGGGGAUUAUUGAUUUUUAUUAUUAUUAAUAUUAUUAUCAUUAUUACUGUUGUUGUUAUUAUUAUUAAUUUUGUGUUUUUAUAUUUUGAUUUUUUUCUGCGAACCGCCCUUAGACCCAGGGUUUAUGGCGGUAUAUAAAUUUAAUAAAAAAAUGAAAUGAAAUGAAAUAAAAUAAUGCUAGCCUAGGGGUGGGUGGGCUGAAAUCGUAAGUAAGCAGGAGGAGCAGCAGCUGGUGUUCCAAUAUCCAAGGUGCAGGUGGAACAUAUAAUAACAAUCACAAUAACAAUAACAAUAAUUUUAUUUAUACCCCACCCAUCUGGCUGGGUUUCUCCAGCCACUCUGGGCAGCUCCCAACAGAAUGUAAAAAACACAAUACAGCAUUACACAUUAAAAACUUCCCUAAACAGGGCUGCCUUCAGAUGUCUUUUAAAAGUCAGAGAGUUGCUUAUUUCCUUGACAUCUGAUGGGAGGGCGUUCCACAGGGCGGGUGCCGAGAAGGCCCUCUGCCUGGUUCCCUGUAACUUCGCUUCUCUCAGGGAGGGAACCGCCAGAAGGCCCUCGGCGCUGGACCUCAUGUAAUUCCUCCGCCACUAAAACAGGCACACACAAUUUAUGGGUGCAGGGAGUUGUGCUGAAUGAGGCCUUUGGCCCAUCUACCUCGAUUGGAACUGACUCUUCAGGGUUUCCUAUGCAGUGGUACCUCGGGUUACAGACGCUUCUGGUUACAGACUCCGCUAACCCAGAAAUAGUACCUCAGGUUAAGAACUUUGCUUCAGGAUGAGAACAGAAAUCGCUCGGCAGUGGUACCUCAGGUUAAGAACAGUUUCAGGUUAAGAAUGGAAUGGCACCUAGGAAGAAUCCAGUUAUACCUCAUUCGCACCCGUGCUGCCUGUACCCACUGCCCUGGUUCCCACUGUUACAGAUGAAAGGCUCUCCUGAUCUGAUUUCCCUCCCCGUCUCUCACCUAGGGCAGGACCCUCCUGGCUGAUGACAUCUUUGCCGCUUUCUUUGGUCCUGAGGUGUCAGCUAAGCGCUUCCGCGGGGCUAUUGCCCAGGUGGCCAACGCCAAUGCCGCCAUGGACUUCACAAACACUACGCGGGACGACCCUGUGCUCCACUUCGAUUCUGAGCUCAUCCACUCCACGAACAGCUGGCUGUUGCAAACCCGCAAAGAGAUCCUCCAAGCUGUGCAUUCGGAGCAGUACGUCAUUGCCCGGGGCAAGCUGGGGCAGCUGCUCCAUACCUUACAGGUGCUUACCAAAAUGUAGGAGAUGCUGGAAGGAGGGGAAGGUGGCAUUUGGCUUUGAGGUAGAGAACUUAACAUGUUUGGCCCUAGCCCUGAUUUGAUCCAGCCACCUUUGUCAAAAGCAGGGUUGAAAUCCACUCUAGGGGGUCUCUGUUCAUUGCAGAAUUUGCACCGUAGUAGAUCUGCAGCUCGCGGGUGGUGCUGUGGGUUAAACUACAGAGCCUAGGACUUGCUGAUCAGAAGGUCGGCGGUUCGAAUCCCCGCGAGCUUCUGUUGCUCGGUCCCUGCUCCUGCCAACAUAGCAGUUCGAAAGAACCUCAUAGUGCAAGUAGAUAAAUAGGUAUCGCUCCAGCGGGAAGGUAAACGGCAUUUCCGUGCACUGCUCUGGUUCUCCAGAAGCGGUUAGUCAUGCUGGGCACAUGACCCGGAAGCUGUACGCCGGCGCCCUCGGCCAGUAAAGCAAGAUGAGCACCGCAACGCCAGAGUCGGUCACGACUGGACCUAAUGGUCAGAGGUCCCUUUACCUUUACUUUAGAUCUGCAGCACGGAGUUCCCAUAAUUCAUCACCUGCGCCGAAGUUAAAAUUCCUCCCAGGUUUUAGCCAUAAUCUUUAUUUUGUAAAUGAAAGGCACCAGAACUAUCAGGCCACAGCUGCCGCACUCCUUGACAGCAGCCUCGGCAGAUAUAUGGAAUAUGUGAAAAUGGUAUGAUUUCUGUAGAGUUAUAUUACGAUUUUCUACAUACCCGUUUCCCUUUAACCCAUUUCCUGCGUUUGCAUUCCUUCUGCAAAGUACAAGAAGCACUUGUUAUUUAUAUUAUUUAUAUCUACUGCCUUAUGAAAAUGUGAUUCACCAUUUCUCCCCUAUCGUGUUUUAUUGUAUUCUAAGCCAUGGGCAAAAUUAAGACAGUAUUUUUAAAAAAACCAAAAAAGGGCAAAAAUAUUCCAUGAUGUUGUCCCAGCCAAUGUUAACCUUUUGGGUUAAAAAAUGUCCUAUGCGAUUUUUCAAGCCAAACAGCAACUGAGAGAAGCAGAUAAGAUUUGUUCCUACACGCAACACGCGCAGCUUUGUUUUGCAUUGUUUUUAUAUUUUAUUGUAUUAUGUUAUGUGACUAAAGAUGCUGUGAGUGGUUUUUUAAAAUCCUUUGUCCCCCAUACUGUGGUCCUGAUUAGAUUAGGCUCCCUGCACCUGCUAUUUACAUGAGGGAACUCUCCCAAUAAUAUAUUCUGGGUCUCAAGAUGAGCUGUGGGCCAGCUGUAGCCCUUUAGCAAUGAGGGGAAGGAACUCUGUCCAAGCUCAGAGGAACUAGUGUUUUUAGUCACAUAAUCAAGACGGUGGGGUAGAAUCCUCUACUUAAGUCCUCUUCUUUCCACCAUUUCUACGGCAUUUGCUCAUAUCACUCUUACUUUUAUUAUUGCUUGCUUUCCCAGCUUAUUUUUCCCACUGUCUAAACUUUUAUUUUCUUCUCUACCCAUCCGAAUCUGUUGUGCCUUAGCAGAUCCUGCAAACCUGUUUACAAUCCUUUUGCAAGUACACAAUAAACUUUUCCCAUUCUUUUAAAAAAUUUCUUGUCAUCUUGAUUUCUGAGUUUCCCAGUUAAUGUCACCAUUUCAGCAUAGUCCAUUAACUUGGUUUGCCAGUCGUCUUUGGUUGGGACCGCUUCCUCUUUCCAUCUUUGGGCUAACAGUACAGGUGGCUGUCGUAGCGUAAACAGUCUCCACUAAUAAGCUUCCGUUCCGUUUAGGAUUUCUACAGUCACAGCAACUGGAUUGAACUUGGCCAUCGGAAGAUACACCCGCACCUCCUACAACCAGGCCAUGAAAUCAAGUCCAUCGCAGAAGGUGUGGUUUUAGAACAUGAUGAUGAUGAUGAUGAUGAUGUUCCACCACAACUUGGGGAGUAUUUGUUCUCUUGGUUCCUGGGCUGGGUGAGGUUGGAGGCUUGGUGCCAAAACUCCUCAGGGAAGAGAAACUGAGGCCUGUGCUAUGUUGUGUCUUUUGUUUCAUCUGUAGGGUGAACCCAGGACUCCUGGGUCCCUGGCUUGCUUGCUAUCUUAGGCAGUGGAUAGACGAGGUGAUUUUAGACCCUGAACUAAAAUUACACAUACGUGUGUGUAUUGUGCGCACUAACACUCACACACAGACACAGUCUUUAGACAGCCAUGUGUAUUACCAACUUACACAGCAGUUACAUUUCAGGGGUAGCACAUAAAGCCAAAAUGACACAUAAUAAAAAGACAUUUUCCCUGUACCUCCAAACACUCUCCCAGUGUGAGUGCAACGGCGGGUGGGAUUGCUGACAUCCCCCUGUCCCAGAUGCCCACCUCCUAUUUUUCUUUUUUACAUUUUUUCCCAAUGAAACACAUAAAGCUGAAUUCACAAGUUGCAAUACGUAACUUGCAAGUCGACUGUACGUGCUUGUAAAGCACAUCGUUUCUCUUCUUCCCGCUGCCUGCCUGUGCUUUGCAAUUGCUUCUACAUUCUUGACUAGCUGAAGCAAAAAAACAAAACAAAAAGUUUGCCAAUCCUUCUGAGAAAAAGACAUACUCUGAGCAUAUGCAGCUUCGUCUUUUUUAACUCACUUAAAUCACAAAGGUAAAAAGGUAAAGUUAAAGGACUCCUGGAUGGUUAAGUCCAGUCAAAGGCGACUAUUGGGUUGCGGCGCUCAUCUUGCUAUCAGGCUGCAGGAGCCAGUGUUUGUCCACAGACAGUUUUCUGGGUCAUGUGGCCAGCAGGACUAAACUGCUUCAGGCGCAACGGGACACCGUGAUGGAAACCAGAGUGCAUGGAAACGCCAUUUACCUUCCCGCUGCAAUGGUACCUAUUUAUCUACUUGCGCGGGCGUGCUUUCGAACUGCUAGGUUGGCAGGAGCUGGGACAGAGCAACGGGAGCUCACCACGUCACGGGGAUUUGAACCGUCAACCUUCUGAUCGGCAAGCCCAAGAGGCUGAGUGGUUUAGACCACAGUGCUAUCCAUGUUCCACACUUAAAUCAUUCCACCAUCAGAACUGCAGGAUUAAAUGAAAUUGACUUCUGAUGCUAGACACAUUUAUUUAGGAAUAAGCACAAUUUUCUUGUAGGAAAUACCUUUUACAAGAUGAUGUCUGGAGCUAUACAGAUGCCCAGCUGGCCACCUCCGAAGAACGGAUGCUGUGGUGUAGAGAACCAGCCUUGGAGAACCCAGGAAUAUCCAUGCCACCUGAGGUGUCCAGGCCUCGGGGCCUUUUAGCUGCUGCCCCCAUCACCUGCUGCUUUCUGGCUGGUCCUGUAAGCGCUCAGGAAUUCACUCUCAAGCUCCAGCCCAGGAAUAGGCAAACUCAGCCCUCCAGAUGUUUUGGGACUACAACCCCCAUCAUCCCUAGCUAACAGGACGCAGUGGUCAGGUAUGAUGGGAAUUGUAGUCUCAAAACAUCUGGAGGGCUGAGUUUGCCUAAGCCUUCUCCAGCCCUCGCAGCUUAUCGAGGCACAUUGUUUUGUUCUUAAAACUGAUUGGUUUUUAUCUACAUUUUAAUAAUUUAGUGCCUGCUGUUUUUGCUUGACAACCUUUUGCGUAAACUGUUCGGAGCUUUGCUUUGCGUAAAAUAAAAUAAUAAAUAAAAUAAGUAGAAUAAAAUAAGUAGGCUUUCUCUCCUUCUCCCCUCCAGCCGGCGUACGAACCUGCACGGACUGCUCUGACUGGACGUGUCGGGGAAACCUCUUGGAAGGUCUCCUUGAGAAGGGGCUCCUGACCACUGGUUUCUAUGGCGCCCAACCUGAAAAGCCAAUCGGUAUGCUUUUGUUGCCAGAAUACAGCGGGAGGCUCUGUUUGAGGCCUGGGGUUUUGUGUCUGUGUGUUUAGUACUAAAGACUCAAAGGGCUUUGUUCUUCUUCAUUUGUAUUCCUCUUGCAUCUUCCAGCAGUUCACACUGAAACCCUUUGGAAUUUAAUGGAAAUUCGUUUUAGAGAAGCGCUUUUUCUCUCAGGAUUCUUCUCACGGGAUUGGUUUCUCUUUCCUGCCCCACUCUGACAGCUUCUUCUUGUUUUAAUGCAUCAGACUGCCAACUUUUGCAUUUAAACAUUCUGACAAGUUCAGCUCGGUGUCUGGAGAGUGUGCAAAGGUGUGUUGCCUUCAUGGUGGGAACUAGCAACUUUUUGUUUUCCUUUUCCUCUUUGUUGCUUUUGGGCCUGUGGAAAACGUCUUUUCCCACCCCACCCCACCCCCUGCCCUCAAGACAAGGACCAGCUUUUCAAAGGAACCUUUGCAAAGAGCGACAGGAUUCUUCUGUGCCCCUGAAGGGUAUCACUGUCUGACUAAUAAGAAUAAGAAUACCGUAUUUUUCGCACCAUAGGGCGCACCGGACCAUAGGGCGCACCUAGUUUUUAGAUGGGGAAAUCAAUAAAAAAAUCUCCCCCCCCCAGCCCCAAAGAGCAGCGUACAGGCUGCUCAUAACCUCUCCCUGCCGGAGGGGUUGCGCGCGGCUAUGGCACAAGCCAAGGCAGCCAGCGGGAUGAAUCGCGCUGGCUGUUUUGGCUUCCCCUUUAGCCCCACACAACCUCUCCCUGCCGGGAGAGGCUGCGCAGGGCUAAAGAAGCCAUAGCCCCGUGCAGCCUCUCCCUGCCGGAGGGGUUGCGCGCGGCUAUGGCACAAGCCUGCAUUCGCUCCAUAGGACGCACACACAUUUCCCCUCAAUUUUUGGAGGGGAAAAACUGCGUCCAAUAGAGCGAAAAAUACGGUACAUUAUAGGGAAAUGGCAGCUCAAAACACUGAACACUUUACACCCCUGGGGAACACACGGUGAAGCUGAAUGUUGGAAUAUUCGGGGCAGAUAAAAGGCAGGGCUUCCUUCACACAGCGCGAAGUUAAAUUAUGGGAUUCUCUCUUGUAGGUGUCAGUGAUGCCUAUCAAUGGCUGCCAACCAUAAUGGCAUGUUCUCUCUUCGUGGUUGGAGGCAGUAAGCCUCUAGAUACCAGGUGCUGCAAAUAGCAGGCAGGGAGAGAAGCUAUUGUCCUCAUGAGCUGCUUACAGGCUUCCCAUGGACAGGUGGUUGGUCAUUGUUGUUGUUUUCCCCCUCUCCCCCCCCCGCAUUUAUAUUUUAUUGAAAACCUUACAAUAGAUUAAAAUGAAUAAGAAAAAGAGAAGGAGGAGGAUAACCAUAACAAAAUACCGUUAGAAUGUAAUUAGGGUUCCAAAACUAUGUCAUGUAUAUGAACAUAGACACUGAGGUCCAGCGUCGAGAGCCUUCUGGCGAUUCCUUCCCUGCAAGAAGUGAGGUUAUGGGGAACCAGCCAGAGGGCCUUCUCGGUAGUGGUGCCCACCCUGUGGAACGCCCUCCCAGCAGAUGUCAAGGAAAUAAACAACUAUUUUACUUUUAAAAGACAUCUGAAGGCAGCCCUGUUUAGGGAAGUUUUUAAUGUUUGAUGUUUUAUAAUAUUCUGUUGGGAGCCGCCCAGAGUGGCUGGGGAAACCCAACCAGAUGGGCAGGGUAGAAAUAAUAAUUAUACAUCAGUUCAGCAGUCGAACUAUGGUUUUGAUAAAUGCUUCCCAAAUACCAUUAAAUCUGUCAAUACGUGAUCUUCAUUGAAAAGCAGUCUGUUCAAGAGUUGUCGUCUCUCUAUGGAUCAAAGGAAGCUAUAUUUUUUAGUCCUUCCAGUAUAUCAAUAUUAAUCUUUUUUGCAGGUGUAAAGUGCCUGAGAUCAGGUUGGUCACUGUGAGAGCAGGAUGCUGGGCUUAGGCUGGCCACUAGCAGGGUUCAUCUUAGGUUCAUACGUUCCCCUUUUUUACUGCCACAGUUAUCUAAAAAGAUGGAAUUCUGUCUGGGCCUGUGAAAGUUCCUUGUUGGUUGAUUGGCAAUUCUGUUUUUUAUUAUACUAUGUGAUCCAGUGGCAAAUGGGGCUUUUGGGUGUGCCGUGCAGUAGAUGACGGUCCUUUUAAGCAAUUCUCUCUUGCUCCACAAAUUUCAGUUGGGUUGGCAGUCUUAUUUUCUAUCUCUCAGCCCUGUUUAGGUAAAGGUAAAGGGACCUCUGACCAUUAGGUCCAGUCGUGGCUGACUCUGGGGUUGCGGCGCUCAUCUCGCGUUAUUGGCUGAGGGAGCCAGCGUACAGCUUCCGGGUCAUGUGGCCAGCAUGACUAAGCCGCUUCUGGCGAACCAGAGCAGUGCACGGAAACGCCGUUUACCUUCCUACCGGAGUGGUACCUAUUGAUCUACUUGCACUUUGAUGUGCUUUUGAACUGCUAGGUUGGCAGGAGCAGGGACCGAGCAACGGGAGCUCACCCUGUUACAGGGAUUCAAUCUGCCGACCUUCUGAUUGGCAAGCCCUAGGCUCUGUGGUUUAAUCCACAGCGCCACCCGCGUCCCCUCAGCCCUGUUUAGGGAAGUUUUUAAUGUGUGACAUUUUAAUGUAUUUUUAAUCUUUGUUGGAAGCCGCCCAGAGUGGCUGAGGAAACCCAGCCAGAUGGGCAGGGUACAAAUAAUAAAUUAUCAUCAUCAUCAUCUUCUUCUGUUUGCUUAUUUCCCCGUCUUCCAGGAAAGUGCAGCCAUGGCGGGAGAUUUGACGACAGCCGCCACAGGGAGCCUCGGGGUGGUAUCAAUAAGGACAGCUCCUCGUUCUUGUUCUCCCCUCAUAAUUACCUGCACAGGGAAGCCGCUGCCGUGGCCCAGGAGGCCUCAAUACACUUCCUGGAGAAGCUCUGGCGGGAAAUAAAGAGCAAGCCGUUUAUGAGGUAAUGUUGCCCGUUCCGUAAGCCUAUGUAUACAUAAUGCUUCUUGCUCUGCUCACGUCUGCCUGUCUGCGAUUGAUGGAUUUCUUUGCCGCUUCCCAUUCAAAUGAAUCCCAAACAAUAGAAGACGACAACUUGUAGAACGUCGUGCUUAAAGCACGAGUUAUAAACACAACGAACAAACCAUCAAUAAAACCGGGAUCCUUUGGGAGAAAGAGUGAGGGAUAAAUAUAAUAUUUAUGAUCUUUAAAACUAUGUGAGGGAAUACAGCCAUUGAAAAUAAGUUGAACAUUACUGUGUUCCUGCCCCCCUCUCUUUCUCUUCAGUCCAUUAAAAUGUUCCCAACCCUUCGUCAACUCCAAGUGAAUAAUUAACAUUGACGGCUGUACGUCAUGCAUUUGCAUUUGAGGUAGUAGGGUUCUCUGUCUUUGGUGCCAAGGAGUAGAAAUGCAGAACUGUGCAGCCAAAGAUGUCUGAUCAAACUGAUGUUGAUGUUUCUCCUGACACCUCUUUCUUCUUGGGACUCUCUUUUUGGCACUAUUGAAUCCCCGGUCUACAGGCUCACAACCUUUUUUGCCCGAGGCGGGGCUUGAACCCAUAACCUUGAGAUUAAGAGUCUCCCGCUUUACCGACUGAGCUAUUCCAAACAAAACAAAUUUUGCUGGCAGCAGUGGGAUUCGAACCCGUGCCCCCCGAAGAGACACGAGCCUUCAUCCAGCACCUUAGUGGCUCUGGCUCCAGGGGGAGGGGGAAAACAGAGUUAUCACUGAUCCAACUGAGCCCACGGGUGCCACACUGACAGUUCUAGGGACAAUGACUAAGCCACAGCUCUUGCCGUUUUGUUUCUAGGCUACUGGAUAUCAGUCCAGCUACGGGCUUGAGCUUUGUUGUGGACACCACUGGAAGCAUGGGCGAGGAGAUCAGUGCAGCCAAGCGCCAAGCAUGGGAGAUCAUCAGGGCGCGCCGAGGCACCCCCCAGGAGCCAGAUUUCUAUCUCUUAGUCCCUUUCAACGACCCUGGUGAGAUGGCUGAUGAGGGCCCAUUUUCAGUGGGGAGGGAAGUGUUUAAAAAAGUAAAUAUUACAUACAGUGGUACCUCAGGUUAAGUACUUAAUUCGUUCUGGAGGUCCGUUCUUAACCUGAAACUUUUCUUAACCGGAGGUACCACUUUAGCUAAUGGGGCCUCCUGCUGUCGCUGUGCGAUUUCUGUUCUCAUCCUGAAGCAAAGUUCUUAACCCGAGGUACUAUUUCUGGGUUAGCGGAGUCUGUAACCUGAAGCGUCUGUGACCCGAGGUACCACUGUAGUCGUUAAAUGUGAGGAAAGGCUGUAUCUGGCUCAGUGGUAAAGCAGCAUCUGUUUGCACGAAGAAGGUCAAAGAAUCGGAACCACAGAGUUGAAAAGGGACCACAGGGGUCAUCUAGUCCAACCCCCUGCAAUGUGGGAACCUUUUGCCCGACGUGAGACUCAAACCCACGGCCCUGAGGUUAAGAGUUCUCAUGAUCUACCAACUGAGGUAUCCUCUCAGGGAAAGAAGUGUUUCCUGUCCCAAGAGUCAGUCCCCAGGACCUGUAGGUAGGGCUGGUAGAAACCUCUCCUCUGAAACCCUGGAGAGCCACUGCUCAAUGUAGAUGGAAGUGACCUUGUUGGACCCAGUGAUCUGACACAGUAUUGAUUGAUUUAUUAAAUUUAUAGCUUACCCUUCCAGAGGGGCCAAGAGGGGCCAAUAAGAAGAGAUAAAGGAAUAAGAACAUCUUUUUUAAAAAAAGAGAUCUCAACUUUGAAGGGUUUAUGGUACCUGCCUAAUCCUUGAGGAGAAGACCUCCUUCCAAAAUUGUACGGAACAGAGCUCCUGAUAAGAUGGUGUCUGCAAGAGACCCUCUCCUGCAGGACUUUGUGGUUGUUUGGCUAUACAGUGGUACCUCGGGUUACAUACACUUCCGGUUACAUACGCUUCAGGUUACAGACUCCGCUAACCCAGAAAUAGUACCUCGGGUUAAGAACUUUGCUUCAGGAUGAGAACAGAAAUCGUGCUCCGGCGGCGUGGCAGUAGUGGGAGGCCCCAUUAGCUAAAGUGGUGCUUCAGGUUAAGAACAGUUUCAGGUUAAGAACGGACCUCCGGAAUGAAUUAAAUACUUAACCCGAGGUACCACUGUACAGUGGUACCUCUAGUACCUCUAGUUACGAACUUAAUUCGUUCCAGAGGUCCAUUCUUAACCUGAAACUGUUCUUAACUAGAGGCGUGCUUUCACUAAUGGGGCCUCUUGCUGCCGCUGCACCGCCGGCACACAAUUUUGAUUCUCAUCCUGAGGCAAAAUUCUCAACUCGAGGUAACUCUUCCAGGUUAGUGGAUUUUGUAACCACUGGCAGAGGAAGAGGGGGGCGGUUGGAGCGCCCCACCCCCGGCAGCACGAUCCCGGUGGCGUUCCAUCCCCACCCCCACAGGAGGCGCUCCCCACCCCUGGGACGUGUGCCAGUCCUGCCCUGCUUGCUCUCUGCCCCCGGUGCCGGAGCAUGAAGCUCCACCACUGUUUUUAACCUGAAGCGUUUGUAACUUGAGGUACCACUGUAUAAGGCAGCCUUUCUCAACCUGUGGGUCCCCAGAUGUUGUUGGACUACAACUCCCAUCACCCCUAGCUAGCAAGGCCAGAGUUCAGGGAUGAUGGGAGCUGUAGUCCAACACCAUCUGGGGACCCACAGGUUGAGAACCACUGGUAUAGGGGGUGAGGCUAUCAUUCAUGCAUCCCUGGUACAGGGCCUUUAUAUCCCAGAACCAACACCUUGAACUUGGCCUGGUAGCUGAUUGGCAGCCAGUUCAAUUCUUCCCACAGUGGAGUAACGCGUUGGCCAUGUCCUGCCCCAGUGAGCCGUUGAGCUUGCGUUGAGCCAGCCACAGCUUCCGGACCAACCUCAACGGCAGCCCCAUGUUGACUGCAUUGCAGUAAUCAAGGCUGGAGCAUACCAGCUUGUGGACAACAGUGGUCCAGCUAUCCCGGUCUAGAAAUGGCCACACCUGCCUUACCAGCUGAAGCUGGCAGAAGGCAUUCCUAGCCACUGAGGUGUUGCCUGGGUCUCUGGUGACAAAGAGGGAUUUGGAAAGCACCCAGCAGACUGCGUACCUGCCUUUUCAGCGAAUGACGCUUGAAGGCAAUUAAAAGCAGUAUAAUGCAAAGUAAAGUACAAAGUCAACAUAAGAAUAAGGCACAUGAAACAUCAAUAAAGCAGUCAGCUGAGCCAUACCUUGUCAGUUUAUUGGAGAAAGGUCUGCUUGCAUAAGAAUGCUUUUGUUGCUGGAGGGAGGGAGGUUCCUGGAAACUGGGCAAGACUCGCUUCUCUUGAUAAAGGACCUCUAGAGACUGGGAUGAGGUGACCAGAAAGCCCCCUAUUUGUCUCCUGCCAAACCCCCUUCAGAUGCUGGCAGCUAGAAAGAAGGUCCUCUCUCAAAGAUCUUCAAGACCUGGGCAGGCACUUUUGGGGAACACGGUCUUUCUAUGUAGCUUCCUGACUUGUAUGAGUUUUAGCUGGGAGAAACCUCUGACUCUUCCAGAUGUUGCAGAACUACAGCUCCCAUCAGCCCCAGCAAGCACAGCCAUUGGCAAGGGAUUAUGGGAGCUGUAGUUCAGCAACAUCUGGAAGGGCACUAGGCUAAGAGGCAACAGUUAAGCGGGUUCAGAUUGAGGAAUUUUCUGUUCCGUGGUGCUUAAAUGUGAGUUGGCAGGUGGGAACGCUGCAUAGAAAAUGCCAUCCAAGAUCUGUUUAUAGGCCCAGGUAAAUGUCAGGCCAGGAAGGAUUAAGUCCUCAGGAGUACAAGGCUUAAACUGUCAAAAGAAGUCGUCAUGAGGAAAAGCACAGCUAAGAACAGAACAGCCAGUUUAUUCGGUGACAGUGAAGCCAAGAGCCAGAUAAGGAAACUAUUGCAGUGCCAUUAUAAUGGAGGCCUUGUAUUUGCCUUCUGUUGGCAUUUGAUUAGAUGCUAGGAGAGGAUAUAUUUAUUAGAUACUAGCCUUCCUUCCUCACAUUACUGAGUUCCUCAGUGUGCCAUCCCUUUGCAGCUUAAAGGGAAGCUAGUUUAUCCUUUUAGUGUUGGCAAUCCAGAACACUUUAAGGCAGACUGGAUUUUCCUGGAUUUCCCCCUUUUCUCCCCCUUAAAAUAACAAUCUCACACAAACAGUCUUAUAAGAGGCAAAAAUAGUAUCUGCUCACUCAGAAUAAGUCUUAAAGAACGACAGGUACAGUAGCUUGAUGUGGGCACACUUAAAACGGUAAUUAAGUUACAAAGGCAUACUAGGUCCAGCUUAAAAAUGGAGUCUGAGCUUAAGUCGGUCAAGACUGGACCUAACGGUCAGGGGUACCUUUACCUUUAAUAUAUAAUAUAAUAAUAUAAUAUAAUAUAAUAUUUAUAGCUGUUUAAUUCUUACAGUUGUUAGUUGAUGCUGGCUCAUAUAUGCAUGUCCAUCCCUUGGUGACUACAGGUUGAUGUGUAGAUUUACACUUAUGAAUCUGCCAUUGCAGGUCAAAAAAGAAAUAACUUUAAUCAUAGUGCCUCUGAUGCCAUGCUGUUCCAUUGAGACAGUUCAUUUAUUCAUUUGACAUGUGUCUGCAUGAAUCGGCAUUCAUGCUCUCUCUUUCUCUUUCUCUUUCUCUUUCUCUUUCUCUUUCUCUCUCUCUCUCUCUCUCUCAUCCCUCCAGAGUUUGGCCCUGUCCAUAAGACCAGCGACCCGGAUGAGUUCUGGAAAAUCCUCAACACCAUUAGCCCUCUGAAAGGCGGAGACGAGCCAGAAAUGUGCCUUUCUGCGCUUCAGGUUAGUAUCCAUGCGAUAUCUUUAAGGUCUGUGUCAUUUUCUAGAUCUCUGUACUGUAAGAUAAAUGCUGCCGGGAUAAAUGUUUAUUCUGCAAUCCUCUUCGUGAACUUGCAACCUCAAAGGAAUUGUACCACCUUGAUACUCUAAGGAGAAUUCUACGUCUCUGCUUGUUUCUGGAAACAGCGAGGGGCAAGAACGCUCUUGGGCUCGAAUCCUGAGGGCAUCUGGUUGGCCACUAUGAGAACAGGAUGCUGGACUCGACGGGCCCUUGGCCUGAUCCAGCAUGCUCUUCUGAUGUUCUUAUGUCUCUAUAUCAAAGCCUUACUGCAUGUGCAGAGCUAACGUGCCUGGCAGUGGCGAAUGGUCAGAGAAGUGAUUCUUAGGACCAGAGCCAAGCCACACCAUGAGAGAGAAUGAGGAGGAUUUAGGGGGUCAUAUAAAGAGGAGGACAUUGUCAGGUGUGCGUGCAGGAGCCAGGCCCUGUGACCCAUAGGACUCUGCAGGACUGGGGCCGUCCUAAGUUUGUUCUGAAGAGGCAAGGCACGGCCGCACAGGUGAGGCCGAUUGGUAACUCACAGCAUCUGGACGCAAGAGCCGGGAAAGGAUAUAAGGUCAGCAUUUUCCCUUUGGCUCUUUGCUACAGCAACACGUUCCCUGCCUUGCUGCGUUUGACUCCUUGACUCCUUGCUUCUUGCUCUUUGAUCCUCGGACCCCUGACUUCGUGACUCCUUGCUUCCUGCUCCUCAGGCUCUUGGCUUUCUGACUCCUGGCUUCUGGACUCCCGUUCCUGCUCCCACCCCACCAUCUUGCCCCCCGUCCCGACGUCCCCAGCCGGGACUUUGAUCGCCCGUGAACCGGACCAUGACAGACAUGCCCAUUUUUUUUUUAGUUUUAAUCUGGCGAAGUCAACCUUCUCUGGCUGAUCUGCUUCAUGUGAAUGUCAUAACUGUAAGGAGAUAGAAGUUUAGGGCAUUUUCCUAAAGAAGAGGAUUUAAAGGGGCACUUGCACAUAAUUAAUUUGUAAUAUGUAAGUGCUUGUCUUUGUCAGGGGCUGGUCUGGAUCGGAAGAUGCAAUCGCAGCUCCUAAAAGAAGAGGAGGGGGAAUAUUCCCCCCCCCCCCCGGAGUCCAGCAUUUCCAGAAGCAGAGAAAUGGGCAGACACAGAAGCUGCACAGUUGAGAGAGGAGCUUCCCAGCUGUGAGAUAGUAGCUAAGCAACCAGAAGGGAGGGAGCAGCUGGGCAAUACAUCAGUUGAGAGUGAAGGGGACCCUUCCCUCCCUCCGAACUCGGAGGUCCAAGCGUGUCACAGAACAAAGGAGACAUGGGGGGGGGGGACUGCUGAAAAUUCUGUUCCACCUUAAGGAACAGACAUGUGGAAUUGUUGCAUGUCACAUGUCUGUUUACAUUCCGGCACAGUAUGCUGGGAACUUCCGUUUGUGUAUAGCUUUUGUUUUUCCCGUUCUCUCUGAGACGACAUGAGAGAGAGACGACAUGCUUCUUUGUCCUGAUUUAUGAUUAAUAAAUCUGUAGUUAUAGUAUGACUUCACAAGCCUCACGCCUAUUCUGUAGUACACUCUGCUGAUAGCGUGCCCUGGCUUUUGAAGUCUGGGUUGCUGAUUUACGUCAAAGCACGGGCCGACGGAUGGAGACGGCACAGCUGGGGCUUGCCAGCUGGCCUCCCAGCCCUCUGCAUGUCGACAGGAACUUCCCAUUGGCACGCUUCUUGCUGCGGAAGUGGGGAGGAAUCUGAGUAGGCAACUGAUAUCCUUGCGGAGGGUUGCCUGUUUGUGCUUGCAACAUAAUGCUGUAAUAAAAGGACUAUCCAUCUACCAAAUGCUCGUUAAUUCUUAUUGGUGAGCUACCAGAAGAGUGAGGAGAACUCCUGUACUUGAUAGUCUUGAACCUACAAAACGGAGAGCCUGUUUGGAGCCAAAGCAACCAGCCAUAAGCUCUUCCAGGGUUUUUCUUUGGCUGUUAUUUAUCGCCAAGGAGGUGAAUGCUGUCCUUGGUUCAACAGAUAGGAAUCUCACCUGUCCUUGUCCGCUUCUCCAGCUUGCCCUCCAGAACUCGCCGCCGUACUCCGAGAUCUUCGUCUUUACUGAUGCAUCCGCUAAAGAUGCACACCUGAAGAACAGCGUGGAAGCCCUCAUCCAGGAACAGAAAUGCAAGGUGGGCUGGGCUGUUUGCUUUUCAUGAUGCUCGAUUUUGAAAAACACUGAUAAGGGAUCUGAAUUUUUGUUAAAGGUAAAGGGACCCCUGACCAUUAGGUCCAGUUGUGACCGACUCUGGGGUUGCGGUGCUCAUCUCGCUUUAUUGGCCGAGGGAGCCAGCGUACAGCUUCCAGGUCAUGGGGCCAGCAUGACUAAGCCGCUUCUGGCGAACCAGAGCAGCGCACGAAAACGCCGUUUACCUUCCCACCGGAGUGGUACCUAUUGAUCUACUUGCACUUUGACGUGCUUUCAAACUGCUAGGUUGGCAGGAGCAGGGACUGAGCAAUGGGAGCUCAUCCCAUCGCGGGGAUUUGAACCGCCGACCUUCUGAUCGGCAAGUCCUAGGCUCUGUGGUUUAACCCACAGUGCUAACCGCGUAAUUUUUGUUACGGUUCUGUAAAAAUCCAGGGCGAAAUGGGCUGUGUAAUAACACAAUGAAACCAUCUGUCCGCGCUGCCCCCAAUAUAAAGCUGCUCCCCCCCCCUUCCACUUGACGUCAGGUGACCUUCCUAAUAACAGAAGAUCCCUCCAGAACCCGGGUGAAAAGGGAAACACUUUCCCCAGACCGAUUCAACCUCUACAUCAGCCUAGCUCACAGCUCCGGCGGCCAGAUCAUAUUUACGGACAACGAGAACAUCCAGCGGGUGUCGGAAAUCAUCGGUGAAUCCAGCGCAUCUUCGGUAAUGGGGGUGGAGAGGGGGAAAUAGGAGGGAAUGCUUAUUUUUAAGUACAGUGGUACCUCAGGUUACAUACGCUUCAGGUUUCAGACUCCACUAACGCAGAAAUAGUGCUUCAAGUUAAGAACUUGGCUUCAGGAUGAGAACAGAAAUCGUGCUCUGGCGGCGUGGCAGCAGCAGCGGGAGGCCCCAUUAGCUAAAGUGGUGCUUCAGGUUAAGAACAGUUUCAGGUUAAGAACGGACCUCCGGAACGAAUUAAGUACUUAACCCGAGGUACCACUGUACUCGUUUAAACAUUGUAAAAUAAAACCCACUGGCCUAUUCAUUAGGACGCUUUUCGAGUUUAUAAAAAAAUGUUUUUAAUUGGUUUACUUAAACUAGGGGUAGGCAACCUAAGGCCCAGGGGCCGGAUGCGGGCCAAUCGCCUUCUCAAUCUGGCCCACGGAUGGCUUUUACAUGAGUAGAAUGUGUGCUUUUAUUUAAAAUGCAUCUCUGGGUUAUUUGUGGGGCAUAGGAAUUCAUUCAUCCCCCCACCAAAAAAAAAAUAUUGUCUGGCCCACCACAUGGUCUGAGGAAUGGGGACUGGCCCACGGCUGAAAAAGCUUGCUGACUCCUGACUUAAACUGAUCAGCUAAAAGUUGCAACCCUCGGGAAGGAAUAUAGCAAAGAAUCAUAGAGUUGGAAGGGACCACGAGAGUCAUCUAGUCCAACCCCCUGCAAUGCAAGAAUCUUUUGCCCGAUGUGGGGCUCGAACUCACAAACCCCGAGAUUCAGAGUCUCAUGCUCUGCCGACUGAGCUAUCCCAGUCUACGUAGUGCUACACCAAUCAUCAGUGCAAGCCUUUCUGCUUGCCUGAUGGAACAGCCUGCCCUCUCCUCCCUCCCCUCCCCCUCUGUUUGGGGUUUUCCUGACCCAUCUCCCAGCCCUCUAUGGGGGGUGGAAAGAGCAGGGGAAGCCCCACUGUGCUAGCGGAAGUGUUUGUGCAGGCUUCUGCUGGUGGGGCUUUGUUAGCUGAAUCGUGCCCCUGAUUUUGUUGUCGUUUGAGAGAGAUGACCAACCUGAUCCUAUGACAGGCAUAGGCAAACGUGGCCCUCCAGAUGUUUUGGGACUACAACUCCCAUCAUCCCUGACCACUGGUCCUGUUAGCUAGGGAUGAUGGGAGUUGUAGUCCCAAAACAUCUGGAGGGCCACGUUUGCCUAUGCCUGGCCUACGAUGUGAUGGCUUAAACAACAUUUUCAUAAUUAUUUUUAAAAAACCAUUGUGAAAGAUUCUGCCUUCAAGUUGCUGUGCAUUCAGAAAAACACACAUUCUGCUUCAAACCACACGUUUUUUCACAUGUUUCCCCCGUCGCUUCACUCUUUCCAGGUGACCCUCUUCCGCCACCAGAAAGGGAAUAUCUUCAGCCCUAAGGGGUCGCAGCGGAGGAGGAGAAAGGAAGCGGCGCAGGUGGAGGAUCACACCUUCUGGAUUGACAGCUUGGUGGACAAAGUGGUCUUGACCAUUCAGGGGGGCAUUCGGGCCUUUGAGAUGCAGAACCCUGCAGGUAACACGAUCUGUGGCUUUUCAAUGGCACCUGUCUGCUCUCUCAGGGUGGAUUUGAUUAAAAUCAAAUCAAUUUAAAUCAUGGUUUAAAUCACUAGACAGUAAGACUUGAUUUAAAUCAUUUUUUUAACAGACAAACUCAUUUUUGCAGGUAUAAUCUUAAUAUUUACAACCAGAUGAAGGUUUCAAUUUUUGGAAUAAUAAAUUUUCAGAGUAGUUUUUACAGUUAUAUAAAAAAUUACUGAUUAGGUUAUACUAUUGGAAAUGCAUAGACAGAUAAUUAUGAAAUUAUUGUGAGGUUUAAUAAGUUAACUUGGGCAGCUUUUCUGCUGUACUUUAUUGGAAGGAGAAAAAACAAUCAUUUCCUUAAUAAACUUUUAAACAAUUUAUUUAACUAAAACAAUAACAUUGUAGCAUAUGUAUCCGUGUUUGUUAACUGAUGUGGUUAAACAAUUAAAAAAACAAAAACUUAGACUGAGUUUUAGCACACAUGAAAAACUUAAAACAAAUCUUUGUUUCCUGAUGAAUACUUAAAUAGAAAACUAUCUUUAGAAAGAUUUUUCCUCCAAAAGCAUUUUAUUUUAAAAAUCCAAUUUAAAUAAAAACCCCCGAUUGAAAUUUAAAAAAUCUGAUUUUUAAAUUAUUCGUUAGUUUGUUUUUAUCCACCCUGGUUUCCUCUGUGCUUUGGGUUCUACUUGCUUUAUGUUUUAGGUGCUGUGCAGAGGGUAAGAAAUCAGGUUAUGUUAGAGCCAAGCCACACUGCCGUUUAUCCUGUGAUUUCAAGUCACAGCUCCAAGACUUUGCAUUCUUUUGCCAUGCCACUUUCCCCAGGAAAAAAGCCCCUAGUUUACUGCUGAAUCGGAACAAACGGCAAUCAAGUUUUUCUGUGGAUUAAUGUUUGCUCUGAUUCAGCUGUAAACGGUAGAUUUUCCCAGGGGAAAGCAGCGAGACAAAAACAAAAGCCAUGGCUUGAAUGGCAGGGACCUGUGGAUGGGCUCUUAGUCACAGGGGAAUUCCAGGCAGGUAUUUCUGGUGGGAACAGACCUUCUCUUGCAGUGCAAGUUUAUCACAGUGCCCACACUACUUCAUUGGCAUCAGAACACCAGCAUGUAUCAUCCCCUUUCCAUUUAAUCUUGACUUAAUCUCCUGGCAGAAAAUCCGAUAAAUUAGAAAUAACCUGUUGCGAAUGGGCCAUUUGCAAUUACUGAAUUGUUCUGCUGGGACACUGAGGUCCAGUUCUGAGGGAGUGCCAGUUGCAUCGGAUCUAUUAUUGGCCUAGGAAAUAAACAACUAUAAUAAUAAUAAUAUAAUAAUUUAUUAUUUAUACCCCACCCAUCUAGCCGGGCCUCCCCAGCCACUCUGGGCGGCUCCCGGCAGAAUAUUCAAAACACAAUAAAAUAUCAAACAUUAAAAACUUCCCUGAACAGGGCUGCCUUCAGAUGUCUUUUAAAAGUCAGAUAGUUGUUUAUUUCCUUGACAUCUGGUGGGAGGGCAUUCCACAGGGCAGGCACCACUACUGAGAAGGCCCUCUGCCUGCUUCCCUGUAACUUCGCUUCUCACAGUGAGGGAACUGCCAGAAGGCCCUCGGAGCGGGACCUCAGUGUCCAGGCUGAAUGAUGGGGGUGGAGAUGCUCCUUCAGGUAUACUGAGCCGAGGCUGUUUAGGGCUUUAAAGGUCACUACCAACUACCCAUCUGAAGGCAGCCCUGUUUAGGGAAGUUUUUAUCAUGUUUUUCUUAUGUUGGGAACCACCCAGAGUGACGGGAAACCCAACCAGAUGGGUGGGGUAUAAAUGAUGAUGAUGAUGAAUGGACCCAUUUGCAGUUCUAAGCUCCCACCUCGAAGCGUUUAUCCAGUCCAGCCAAUUUUAAGGGAAUAACGUUUAACCCAGAUUAUGUUCCCCUUGUGACCUUCCAUGCAGGUGUAAGACAGGCUUCUUCAUCAGCCAGCGGUCCAUUGGCCAAGAUCCAGUCCAUUGGCAGCAUCUACAGAGCAGUCCUUUCUCCCCCUCUCCAUGCUGGUAAAUGGACGCUGACACUUCAGUCGCAAGGCCACUACUCUGUGCACGUCCAAGGUGAGGAAAGGCUAAACUGAAGUGCUGGGAUAAGUGAGGCCACAAUGCUGAGCUCCAUUUUUCCUCUGCAUGAUCUUGCACACACCUGGAGGCGCUAGGGAGUGCCAGUUGCAUCGGAUCUAUUAUUGGCCUAAAACAGUGGCCAUAUUUUUUGGAUCUUUGAGCAAACGAUUGCCCCGACACGGUGAAACUCUGUUCUCUAGAGCAAAUGAUUUCUAGUGAGGCCCAGAGGGUGGCAACACGAGAGCAGGGCCUUCUCUGCAGUGGCUCCCCGUCUGUGGAAUGCUCUCUCCAGGGAAGUUUAUUUUAUUCUUGUUCUUACUGAAAUUCUGUAUCUAUUUCUCUAUCUCUCUACAUCUAUCUAUCUAUCUAUCUAUCUAUCUAUCAUCUAUCUAUUUCUGUUUUACAAUUUAGAGUAUUAAUUUAAACAACCUUAAAAUAUCAGUGACUUCCCUUCUUCUCUUUCCAUGGUUCAUUUUGCAUAUCAAAAAUCCCUGCAUAUUUUCCAUAAACUAAACCAUUCACUGUUCCAUUAUUACAUCCAUCAAAACUUGUUGACGCCGUUGAAUUUAUCUUAACACUGCCAAAGUUUUCAAGUGUACACAAUUUCCCCCCAUACAUUCAAUAAACAUUUCCCAAUCUUCUUUAAACGUAUGUUCUUCUUGUUCUCUUCUUCUUUAUGUUAGGUCUGCAAGCUGCACAUAUUCCAUCAGUUUAAGUUGCCAUUCUUCUUAAGUUGGGACUUUGCUCGUUUUCCAUUUUUGGGCUAACAAAACACAUAAAUAACCCCCCCUUUUUUUUUACACCUGAGAAUUUCCGUGAAAAAACGCUUGUAUUUGUUGACAGGUCAGAGCACCUUUGACUUCCUGUAUUACUUUGCGGUUCCAAAGGACGGACGCCACCCUGGGCUUUUUAUGAUGGAUAGUUCCCCUGUGCAAGGUAUGUAUGGAAUCUUUCUCCUUCAGUGGCUCGGUGUUAGUUUUUGUACAGCUGUGCGGCAGCAGCAAGGGGGGUGCACUGGGGAGUGACAGUGAUUUUUUUAAAAAAUUAAAAAGUCCUUGUCAUUAUCCAGUCUUAAAAUACCAUAGGAAGUGGACUGGGAAUUAGACACUGAGGAGCAACAAGUGGUCUUCUUCAUGGGGCAAAUUUCCCUAUGGGUCUACUUCCACCCAGCUGUAAGAAACAUCAAUAAAAUCUGCACAAAAUGUGUACUUCAUGCCACUGAGAGUAUCAUAUAUUCAGAAAAAACAAGUUCACCAGUGUGUUGGAAAGAAUGAACCAUUAAGGGAUCAUUUAAAUGUAUGUGGUGGGCCUGUGGGAAAAGUGACCCAAUUUAAGCAAUCAAAUUUUUCAUGAUUUUAGAAAGGAAUUUUUAAAAAUUUUAAAAACCCCAAUACUGAGUUUAUUCAUGGGAGAACACCAAGAUAUAAUAUGGAAACCAUUUGUGGGAUGUGUAUUUUUAGAAGACGGAGUUUUUAUAGCUCAAACCUAGACAUUUAAAAGAUUUCACCUGUCUUUUAAAAAAUUGAUUGGCAAAACGCAAAACAUUUGUCUUUUCAUAAUUUUUUGUUUAGCUUUUCAUCUGUGCUCUCCGUAGAAUUUCAAUUUAAUAUGUUCUGCUUUUUCAUAAUGUUGGUUUUUGGAAAAUACUUCCCCCCACCCCCAAGCCUUUGUCUCUAUUAACUGUCCGAUAUUCUUUGGCAGUCAGAUACAAAACAAUCCCUCUGUUGGUUCCAUUCCACACCUUGGCCUCACCUGUUUCCUCAGACAUUAUUGCUUGCUGCCAAUUUCUAGCCUAAUCGCAGGCUUGGAUACUUCCAGUUGCCAUGCUAAUAAGCAGGCACACUUAGCAUCUUUGGGAUUGGAUGAAAACAAAAAAUACAAGAAUAGCUCUGCUGGAUUUGACCAGUGGCCCAUCGAGGCAGGCAUCCUGUUCUCACCUUGUCCCGUCAAGAUGCCCCCAAGGGGAAGUCCAGUCAAAGGAAACUAUGGGGUUGGAGCACACAUCUUGCUUUCAAGCUGAGGGAGCCGGCGUUUUUCCGCAGACAGCUUUCCAGGUCAUGUGGCCAGCAUGACAAAACCACUUCUGGCACAACGGGACACCCUGACAGAAACCAGAGCGCACAAAAAUGCCGUUUACCUUCCCGCCACAGUUGUACCUAUUUAUCUACUUGCACUGGUGUGCUUUCAAACUGCCAGGUUGGCAGGAGCUGGGAGAGAGCAAUGGGAGCUCACUCUGUUGUGGGGAUUCAAACUGCCGACCUUCUGAUCGUCAUGCCCAAGAGGCUCAUUGGUUUAGACCGCAGCGCCACCCGCGUCCCUACUCUUCCGUCCUGUACUCUCCCAGCAACAGGCGUGGUCCAAUGAGCUUUUGCCUUUCAUUUCUUUUUCUUUUUAAUUUUUUUUAUUCAUUUUUCUUUUUCAUUCAUUACAUACAUCUCAAAAUUCUUAACAUUUACUAUAUAUUCCUCUCUCCCUCCCCUCCAGGGCUUCCCCCAACUUCCGCUUCUGGUUUGUUUCUCUUUUCACCCACUUUGCUAUCUCCUAACAGAAAAAGUUAUUAAUAACAUAACAUCAAGCCUAAAAACAUAAAAAUAAAUGUAAAUACACACCGUAAUAUUUCACUAUUUUCUAAUACUAAUAAUGUGAAUGUUUAUUUCAAUCCUGCCAUCAAGUCUAUUGACUUUCUUUGUUUCUGCAAAUAUAAUAUACAGUGGUACCUUGGGUUACAUACGCUUCAGGUUACAUACACUUCAGGUUGCAGACUCCGCUAACCCAGAAAUAGUGCUUCAGGUUAAGAACUGUGCUUCAGGAUGAGAACAGAAAUCGUGCUCUGGCGGCACGGUGGCAGCAGGAGGCCCCAUGAGCUAAAGUGAUACCUCAGGUUAAGAACAGUUUCAGGUUAAGAACGGACCUCUGGAACGAAUUAAGCACUUAACCUGAGGUACCACUGUUAAUGGUUCCCAUUCUUUUUCAAAGUCGCUGUUGUCUUUUUCUCUUAAUCUAUCUGUCGUUUUUGCCAGUUCUGCAUUGAGCUUUUUGCCUUUCCUUUCAACAGGCCUGCCCACUUACCUGGUCGUUAUGGCGACUGGUUUGAAGCGGUCCCCUGAAGCCAGCUCGGUUCAGCUGAAAGCUGUGAACCUGGAGGAGAGGGGAGGCAGCCUCAAGGAGCUGAAACUGGAAGGAGGAGCCAACCGGACGGACCUGCUCGUGGCCAAGCUGCCUCCCACCCUGAUGACCGACAGCAGCUUCUCUGUAGUGCUGCGUGCUCAGGAUGGAGACGGCCGGAAGGUGGAGAGGGCUGCCCCUCAGGCGACCACAGUUGAGGCAUCCCUGCUGGAGGUAAGGCAGGGAAGCAAAGAAGAGAACCAUACGUCUCGACUUGGGGAAGCUGCUGUGGUGGAGGAAGGGGGUGUGUGGUGAGUGUGGGAUGCCCCAGGUGUCAUCACUGAGGGGGUAGACAAAAAUAUGAGGGUUUUUUUUUAUUAAAAAAAUGGACUCACAAAACUUUUUAGUACAGUUUAAUUGAACUACCUGCAGUUUAAAUAAACAUAGAAUCAUAGAAUUGUAAGAGUUGGGAGGGACUAGUCAUCUAGUCAUCUAGUCCGACUCCCUGUAAAGCAGAAACUGCAAUUGUAUGCCAAGAAACAGGGAAUUAUGUUCACAUGUGGGGGUGUGUAAAUAUGUGCAAUUUUUCUGGCAAAGGGUGUUUAAGGAGAUAACAGAAAUCGCUGGGUUAAAGCUGACCAAAAGCCCAGAGGUAGCAUUAUUUUCAAUUUUCGAUGGGGUGGAAGGUUUGCAGGCUAUGAAGGACUUGCUCACAAGUUUGACAGCUGCAUGCAUUUUUAUAGCCAGGAAGUGGAAGGGGCAAGCGGAAUAUAAAAUGGAAGAAUGGUAUAAAGAGGUGUGGGAUAUAGCUAUUAAUGAUAAAUUAAUAAGUGCCAUUAAGGUAAGAUUGCGGAAUAUGCAGAAGAAAUGAUUUUGAGGAGAAUUUGUACUGUUAAAAUGGAAAGGGGUCAAACCACUGCAAGAGGUGUUGAAAUUUUGGGAGGUUGGAUAGUUACAAUGGAAUGGUCUCAGUGGUGGGGUGCACAUGUUUAUUCUUAUUUAUUUAUGAUUAUUAAUUUGUCACACAAAAAAGAAUAAUAAGAAGAAAGAGGCUGCCACUGGCCCAGUCCUGUGGGAGAUUCAGCAGGUGCCUUCUGUACCAGAUGUUAAAUGCCUGCUGGAAGAAAAAUGCCAUUCUGCCAGGCCUGUGCAGGCAAUUAGAAAAAUACUUUUCUGCCAAGGGUUAAUUGUAACCUGCUCUUAACAUUUUGCUGUUUUUUAUUGUAAGGUUUUAUGGCUGUAAACUGCUUUUUUUAAUGACAUUUUAAAAAAUAAAUCAAGGGGCACACCGUCAUGCUUUUUUGGUCUGUGCAAGUAAAGCUAAAGGGACCCCUGACCAUUAGGUCCAGUCGUGACCGACUCUGGUGUUGCGGUGCUCAUCUCGCUUUAUUGGCCGAGGGAGCCGGCGUACAGCUUCCAGGUCAUGUGACCAGCAUGACUAAGCCGCUUCUGGAGAACCAGAGCAGCGCACGGAAACGCCGUUUACCUUCCCGCCGGAGCAGUACCUAUUUAUCUACUUGCACUUUGAUGUGCUUUCGAACUGCUAGGUUGGCAGGGACCGAGCAACGGGACCUCACCCCGUCACGGGGAUUCGAACCGCCGACCUUCUGAUUGGCAAGUCCUAGGCUCUGUGGUUUAACCCACAGUGCCACCCGCAUCUGUGCAAACCUAACUGCAAAUAUGCGCCUGAGCAUUUGCGCAUGCCUUCCUUUAGGGAGCUCUAACCUACACCCUGCUUUGUUCCAGCUGAGCACAGACGCUCCGGUGUUCCCAGGGAGACCUGUUACCAUUGCCUGGAAGGUGACAAAUCCCGGCUCACCCAAGCAGUAUGAUCUGAGGGUAAGCAGCGUUCCUGGGUUCCCGGUCAACAUCUCCAGCUCCAGGUAAUUCUGAUGAAUGAGCAACCAUGGAAGACACCAGUUCCUAGCAUUGUAACUGGGUGUGUUCUAGUCAUUUAUGCCCUGCCCCACAUUCCAAAGGCAGGGCUUGUGCGCAUUCCACUAUUGCACUGCGCAGAAUGCAACUUCCUAAAAACUCAAUUUCCGUUCCAAAAUAAGAAAUGUUUUGAGAUCCUAAGGCUGCGAACUUUCUUGGAGCCUGUGCACGUGAGAAUGUUUUUAAAAGCUGGGUGAUGUGGGUUUAGGCCUCUGUGCGGGUCUUUGUCCCCUACCUCCUCAUGUUUAGAGGGGAAAGAAAUUAGGGGUGUUGCGUCUCUGAUUAGCGGUGGAGGCAGUUUUGUUGCUGGUCAUACCAUAUUGUAUUGAUCUUACCCAGGGGUCAGCAAACUUUUUCAGCAGGGGGCCGGUCCACUGUCCCUAGACCUUGUGGGGGGGCUGGACUAUAUAUUUUUUGGGGUGGGGGGGAAUGAAUGAAUUCCUAUGCCCCACAAAUAAUCCAUAGAUGUAUUUUAAAUAAAAGCACACAUUCUACUCAUGUAAAAACAUGCUGAUUACCGGACCGUCCAUGGGCCAGAUUUAGAAGGCGAUUGGGCCAGAUCUGGCCCUCAGGCCUUAGUUUGCCUACCCAUGUUCUUACCUUGCAAACUCCUGGUUUUAUAUGAAAUACAGUCUAUACAUGUUUUAAACAGCUAGAUAAAAUACUGAAGCUGCUUGAUAAUGUUUAGGUCACCCAUCCAUUUCUUAAAUAUUAACUUCUGUCGGACUUGCGUUCAACCGAACUAUUCCUCCUGUCGAGUCUUCCAACGUGAUUAAUGACCUGAGCGUUUGAUGAAGCUCCAGGCACGUUCCCCCAUUACGCAGAGUAUACAGCAGCAGGGAAGGAUGAGAAAUAUGAGCUACAUUGCGAAGAGUUUUAUUUCUAACUACGCAGACAGAAAAGAAAAUACAUCCUCUCUCUGUGAGAGCAGAGAGGCAACCGAAACAGAGGAACAGGAAACCAGUAAUAUAAACAUCCGUCUCCCGUGAGACUUCCAACAGUCUAGAAUCCCUGGAAUGUAAACAGAGUCUUGUGACUCCAAGCACUGCACCAGUGGCACAAACAGAAACCUAACAACUUCCACUCCCCUUUUCUGCAGGCUACAAUUGGACUUUAACCAAACAGCAACUGGACUCAUUACCUUGAAUGUACCUGAUGCCGCUGAUCCUGGCUCUGUGAUCACCCUGACGCUGCAGGCCAGCCUCCUUCACCCAUCUGGGGAUCCUAGCUUUGCCCAUCUACAGCUGCUUGUGAUGCCUCUACCUCUGGUGAGUCUUGUGGGAGAAGAAAACUGGGGAGCAGGGUGCCCAUGGGAGAAUUCUUGGAGUUAUUCUUUGUUUAUAUAUUGGGAUGGGGAACCUGUGGGGGGGGGUGUUCCCCGAUGCUGGACUCGAAAUCCCAUCAGCCCCGGUCAGCAUGGCCAGUGGAUGGUGGGAAUUGUAGUCCGACAGAUAUCUGCACAGGUCCCAUACGCAUGGUUUGCUUCAAAACCAUCAGAAGGACGCAGGCUUGUCAAACAGAGCAAGGAAGUACUCAUGGGUCAUAGCGUUACAAGUUUGGGGAGGACAGUCGCUUCCAAACCCAUGAUCCUGUGUAUGCGAUAGAAUCUUUAAGAGACAACCAAUCAGACCGCUCUCUUUGUCAAAAAUAGAUUUUUAAUAAUAAUAAUAAUAAUAAUAAACACAAAAAAGAAAACAAGCUAGCUCCAUCUUCCAUGUGGCAGCCUUUAAGAUAUUUGAAGAUGGCUAUCCAGUCUCCUCUUAGCUCAGCUAAACAUAUUCAGCUGCCUCAACUGUUCCUCAUCAGGCUUGGUUACCAGACCCUAUAUCCGACCACCUCGUUUCUGGAUAUCCUGUAACAGGAAGCUCCUCUUCGCCCGCAGGUGCAGAACCCAGUCUCCUCCCCAGUCUGCAACGUCACUUCUGUCGGCGGGUUCUGUGGCCCACCACGGACCCCUUGCCACGACCAGCGUUGGACGGCCACCUUGCGGAUCUGGGACAAAGCUGGCGUCCGCUCGGUGCAUGUGGAAGGGGGCGCCGUGGUCGCUCACCACGCUGACGGGCUGGCAGAGUCCGUCGCUUACACCUCGGACUGUUGCUCGCAGCAAGCCAGGCUGGUGGUCACCAACCUUCUUGGGCAGAAGUAUCGGUGCCAAGUUGCGUCGGCGCCCCCUGCUCUUACUGUGAAGCCAAGAGCGUCCCCUCCUGAGGUCCUUAGGAAGCCUGUGGCGGCAGCAGGGACUGCUGUGUCCUGGGGGUGGGUAUUAAUGGUGUCCAUGGCAACCGGAUGGAUGAUGUGUGUCACAUAG